AUGGCUUUGUCCUACCCACGCCAAACAAUGGACUCUGAUCCGCCGCUCCCUUCGCCGCCGCGACUCAACCGCAAAGUAAGAGUCACAGCUCAGUCAUCGAGGACUCGAGCUCCCUUCCCAUAUGCCUCGUCUACGUCGUCAAAAGCGUUAGACAGGUUCAUAGGUAGCAGCGGAACGCCGUCGAGUGACCCCCCUCUCUUCUCAAGCGAUGACUUCCAAUCGUCAGCGUUGGAGAACUAUGAUACCACCACAAGAGAAGAUGCUCAAGAUAGAUUGCCGGAGGGCCCAACAGGCCAGAAAAGACGCUAUCGAGGGACUUGGUGGGGGCAGAAGCUAGGAAACGAGUUACAGUCCAAACAGAAUAAGCGGACGAAGAGGGCGGGAUUCAAGAGUAAGAGGAAUGUUGACAGUGGCGUCUGGCUGGGCAGUGCCGAUACAACAGAUGAUGGAGAUGAGUCUGCUGCCGUCUUUACCUGUGGAUCGGAUGAUUCUGUGUUUUGUGAGGAGAUGGGAGUGUCAACUGGUCCUCCUGCUAGCACAACCCGUGGCAGUGCUUCUCGGAGAUUUCCAGUGUCUGAAACCGCGGGUAGGCCCACUGAAGGCAGCAGUAAAAGCCCUAUAGCAAAGAGAAGCCGGAGUACUGAGUCCAUAGCUCACGCAAAGGCUAGACAGAUUAUCAACACCUGCCUUGAUGACGGAGAUGACAGGGUUGAUCUCUCAUACCUGGACAUGGGCACAAUUCCAUCCCAUAUUCUCCCGCCUUUAGCACAGUUAACUAAACAACCAACCGUGCUCGAACACGGGGCUUCAACUCAGAUAUUCAGCCCCUUGGAACCGUCACUCCAGCUAUACUUGACCCGUAACUUGCUCACUUAUGUUCCAAAGGAAGUGUUUGACCUGGUAAACACCCGGUUUCUUAGCCUUCGACAGAACAAGCUCACGGAAAUACCCGGCGCUAUUCGAAAACUUACCCUACUUCAAGAGUUGAACGUUGGCGGGAACAAGCUACGGUAUCUACCCUGGGAACUUCUGGGAUUAAUGCAGGAACAGGGAACUCUAAGGAACAUCACCCUGUAUCCAAAUCGAUUUCUUCGCUUGGAUCAAUCGGAGAUUGUCAAGUGGCACAUUAACACCGAAGCAGGUGGGAUUAUUGCAAUUGAUCCUAAUGCUCGCGAAACCGAGAAAACUGCACCCACCGUACCAAGCAUUGAAGGCGAAGUCCUGGAAGAGUGGAAACCAAUUCACAUUGCGACCAGUGCGCCUGAAUACUUUGAUACGGAAGGGCGUUCGGUGGAUAUACAACGCCUCACACCAACGAAUACCCCAUCGCUUCGUGAUUUGGCUUUGAAAGCUUGUUCUCGUUCUCCUUACUUUUCACGUUUCCUGGAAGAUGAUGAAACUUUGGCUUCUCCCGGAUCAUCACUCUCGUCAUCACUGCCUUCAGUCAAUAACGCUCGCUAUCAAGAUCCUAUUGUUCGGCUUCUCGGCUUUGCAAAUGAGGUCAGACAGACGGGCGAGAAGAUCUGCUCUAUGUGCGGCAAGUCAUACGUCCUAGAUAAAGUGAGGUGGAUUGAAUGGUGGGAUUGCAAACCAGCUGAGACUCGUGGAAAGGAGCAUGGAAGGAGGCCUGGACAGAGUCUCUAUCCUCUGCCAUUUAUGAGAAGAGGCUGUAGCUGGGCUUGUGCACCCAGCCUCUCUGCUUCUGAGAAAGAAGUUUAG
Messenger RNA from Nannizzia gypsea CBS 118893, 1719 nucleotides. Its product is annotated as leucine Rich Repeat domain-containing protein. The coding region runs from base 1 to 1719 and encodes 572 amino acids. The transcript has 2 exons. Gene Ontology annotation, molecular function: protein binding. The record is from RefSeq and is a predicted model, not a curated record. Lineage: Eukaryota; Fungi; Ascomycota; Eurotiomycetes; Onygenales; Arthrodermataceae.